GCUACCUAUUUCCUAAAAAUAUACUUUUCAUUUACCGCCUUUAAUCAGUAGAGCGACAGCGCCGAGAGUAAUUUGGUUAUACGCAUUACGAAUGGCCUCUUUCUCGGAUCGGGAAUAAAUACGCGACAAUGGGUACUGCGUCCCCGAGAUCAUCGCACGACUCGCUAUCCUCCGUCUCCACCACGAGUCUGGUAUUCGAACGGCUGAGCGAAAGAGAGAAGCUCAAUGGCGAACUUGCCGGCUUGGAAGAUGAAGACCCGCUACGCCACGACUCCGAUGAUGAAGAGGAUUCCUUCCUACCGCUGCCUCCGAAGAGGGUCAUCGGGGUCGAUAAGGGCUUCAAGAGAUUUAUGCUAGUUUUGGUGGGAAUAUUUCUUUCUGCUUGGGUGGUUGGCCUGUUUACAUACCUAUCUACGAAAUCAUAUCAGCAUUCGUCACAGAAGGAGCAUGAUCCGACGGCCACGGCAACUCGCGGAUCUGGAAAGAAAGUUACGUUGGAUCAGGUGAUGGAGGGGUACUGGCGACCCCAGAGCCAUAGUAUAAGCUGGAUUGCGGGCGCAAAUGGGGAAGAUGGAUUGCUUUUAGAAAAAGGCGCUGCUGGCAAGGACUAUCUCGUGGUCGAGGACGUUCGAAGUCAGAAUGAAGAACAUACUGCAAAUGGUGGAAAGAUUACGUCUGCGCAAACGCUUAUGAAGGAACGAAUUGUCGACGCUAGCGGCCGUAAACUGUACCCAGAUCGGGUCUGGCCAAGUCCCGAUCUGAAGAAGGUGCUCAUCGCUACCGACACGAGAGAUGUUUGGAGACAUUCCUUCACCGGAGUAUACUGGAUCUUCGACGUGGAUACCCAAAAGGCAGAGCCCCUGAACCCCAAAGACCCUGGGCUACGGGUACAGCUUGCCCAGUGGAGUCCAAAGAGCAAUGCAGUCACCUAUACGAGUGCCAACAACCUUUACGUACGUAAAUUGGGAGGCGACAAUGUUACACAAAUUACCAAAGAUGGCGGACCGGAGUAUUUCUAUGGUAUCCCGGAUUGGGUGUAUGAAGAAGAGGUCUUUGGAGAGAACAGCGCAACUUGGUGGUCUGAGAAUGGAGAUUUCGUGGCAUUCUUAAGGACAAACGAGACCCUUGUGCCCGAGUACCCGGUUCAAUUCUUCAUCGACAGGCCGAGCGGCAAAACCCCUCCUGCCGGAAAGGAGAGCUACCCAGAGGUGCAACAGCUUAAAUACCCCAAGGCAGGCGCGCCGAAUCCUUUUGUCGACCUUCUGUUUUACGACAUGGCUCGAGGCGAUAUGUUUUCAGUCGAGAUUAAGGGAGGAUUUGCGGCUGAUGAUCUUUUGAUAACUGAUAUUACGUGGGCUGGUAAUAAGGUGCUCGUUAAGGAGACGAACCGCGUUAGCGACAUCAUGCGUGUUAUCUUGAUAGAUGUUACUGCUCGAACAGGCAAGACAGUUAGAACAGUCGAUGUGGGAAAGAUUGAUGGUGGCUGGUUCGAGAUUUCUCAUGAUACCACCUAUAUCCCCGCCGACCCCGCGAACGGCAGACCUGAAGAUGGUUAUAUCGAUACCGUCAUUCAUGACAAUGGGGACCACAUGGCCUACUUCAGUCCUUUGGACACUGACACGCCCGUUAUGCUGACUUCAGGCAAAUGGGAAGUUGUUGCAGCUCCUUCUGCUGUUGACUUGAAGAAUAACGUCGCAUACUUUGUCGCUACGAAAGAGUCUUCCAUUCAGCGACAUAUAUACAGCGUGAAGUUUGACGGGUCGCAUUUGAAAGAAUUAACCGAUAUUAGUAAGGAGGCUUAUUAUGAAGUUUCGUUUUCUGCCAAAGCUGGAUAUGCCCUCCUAACCAACAGGGGACCAAACGUGCCGACGCAAAAGGUCAUCAGCACACCGAGCAACCCGGAGGUUUAUGAACACGUUAUCGAGGAGAAUAAGGACCUGGCAGAUAAAGCGAAGAAACACGAACUGCCGCUCUUGGACUAUGGCACGAUAACCGUCGAUGACGUCGAGUUGAACUACGUCGAGCGCCGGCCGCCCCACUUCGAUCCUAAGAAGCAGUACCCCGUGCUCUUCCAUCAGUACUCCGGUCCGGGCUCACAGACAGUAGACAAGCAGUUCAGCGUCAACUUCCAGACCUACGUGGCCUCCAACUUAGGAUACAUCGUAGUCACAGUCGAUGGGCGCGGUACCGGAUUCAUCGGUCGCAAGGCGCGCGUCGUCGUACGCAAGAACCUAGGCCAUUACGAAGCCCACGACCAAAUCGCCGCGGCCAAGAUCUGGGCCGCAAAACCAUAUGUGGAUGAGGCGCGUGUCGCAAUCUGGGGUUGGUCGUACGGUGGAUUCCAGACACUGAAGACGCUAGAGCAAGAUGGGGGACAGACUUUCAAGUACGGGAUGGCAGUCGCACCCGUUACGGAUUGGCGGUUCUACGACAGCAUCUACACGGAGCGAUAUAUGCUUACACCACAACUCAACGCUGACGGGUACGAUGGCACGGCCGUGAGCAAUGUCACUGCGCUAGGCCAGAACGUGCGGUUUUUAGUCAUGCAUGGCGUGGCGGAUGAUAAUGUGCACAUGCAGAAUACGCUCACGCUGUUGGAUAAGCUGGACGUGGCCGGCGUGGAGAAUUACGAUUUGCAUAUGUUCCCGGAUUCGAAUCAUGGGAUUUACUUCCAUAAUGCGAAUCGCAUCGUUUAUGAUAAAUUGACUAAUUGGCUUGUCAACGCCUUCAAUGGCGAGUGGCUGAAGGUCGCGAGCGCGAAACCCGCGCCGAAUAAGGCGAAGAGAGAUAUGGAGAUGGUGAGGAGAGCGGGACCUGAAACCGAUGUUUCUGUGUUAGAACGCGAGGUUCGGGGUAGUUCAUGAUAGAAUGUAGAAAGACUGCAUGCAUGGCACAUGGCGUAUAGGUGUUGAUCUUUGUAAUCUGUACAUUUGUCUCUCCUGCUAUCUGACUUAUUCAAGUAACGUAUAUAGUAGAACUUGAUGUAUGGUAUCCAUAGAUUUGAAGCUUGUCGAGCU
This is a messenger RNA of Annulohypoxylon maeteangense, 3017 nucleotides long. Its product is annotated as dipeptidyl peptidase IV N-terminal region-domain-containing protein. Lineage: Eukaryota; Fungi; Ascomycota; Sordariomycetes; Xylariales; Hypoxylaceae. Gene Ontology annotation, biological process: proteolysis. Gene Ontology annotation, molecular function: serine-type peptidase activity; dipeptidyl-peptidase activity. The record is from RefSeq and is a predicted model, not a curated record. The transcript has 3 exons. The coding region runs from base 129 to 2864 and encodes 911 amino acids.